UUGUGGGGGUAGCAAAGAGAACAGAUAAAAGACAGUAAAACAAAGCCUUUCACUUUCCUCAAAUUAGCAGGCUAAUGUAGUAUAAAAAAAAGCAGUUCUACUCAGAUCUGUGCUAAGAGCUUUCAUUUCAUCAUAAUAUAAAACAGCAGAUCCGUCACCUUUCUCUAUUCAGUACUCUUGAUUUCGAGGUUGAAGUGAAAAUUAGAAGCUGUUCAUUCUGGCUCACAGACUGGGUUGCAUUUGCUUAGUCUUAUUGCAUGACAGUAGGAUGGAAAGAGGUCAGUAACACUGGAAUCUGACUGAUCAUCCAUACCGGAGUAUCGUACACAAACAUAAAGUUCCUUCGAAAUGGACUACUUUCUGGAUGUCGAGUCUGCUCACAGACUGUUUUACAGUCAAGGAGCUCAAGCUCGUCGGGCAACUCUUCUUACCGUGCCCACUCUGAUGACAGCAUCUUCUGAGGAUGACAUAGACCGGAGACCCAUCAGAAGACUCCGGUCUAAGAGUGACACCCCUUACUUGGAAGAAGCUAGGAUCUGCUUCAACCUUGAUAAUGCUCGCCGGGCCACGCUGCUCACCGUGCCCACAUUAAUGGCGGCAUCUUCCGAGGAGGACAUCGACCGCAGACCCAUCCGCCGCGUCCGCUCCAAGAGCGACACCCCCUACCUCGCCGAGGCCCGCAUCUCCUUCAACCUCGAGACAGCUGAGGAAGUGGAAAGACUGGCUGCAAUGCGUUCAGAUUCUCUAGUACCUGGGACUCACACACCUCCGAUCAGAAGAAGAAGCAAAUUUGCCACUCUUGGAAGACUUUUUAAGCCAUGGAAAUGGAGGAAGAAGAAGAGUGAAAAAUUUAAGCAUACUUCAGCAGCCUUGGAAAGAAAAAUAUCGAUGAGGCAAAGCAGAGAGGAGCUUAUAAAACGAGGAGUGCUGAAAGAAAUUUUUGAUAAAGAUGGGGAACUUUCCAUACCAAAUGAAGAAGGAGCUUUGGAGAAUGGGCAGCCUCUGGGCUCCGGGCAAGUGCUGAGCUCCAGCCAGGUGUCCCUGCCAGCCCUAGCAGAACUGGAGUCAGGUCCAGCACCUGGGGAACCCUGCUCAUACGAGGUGCUCCCAACCACAGAGAUCAUGGAUGGGACAGUGUCUGAAGAGAGCCCCACAUCCAAUGAAUCCGGCGUCCUCCUCUCCCAAGAUCCUACAGCUAAGCCAGUCCUGCUACUUCCCCCCAAAAAAUCUGCCGCUUUCCCUGGAGACCAUGAGGACACCCCAGUGAAACAGUUGUCCCUCCUCAAACAGCCCCCUGCCCUGCCUCCUAAACCUAUUGCCAGGAUUUCCAGCCACUUAACUGAUCCUGGCGCUCCUGUGAAACUGCCUUGUAUGCCAGUUAAACUGUCACCUCCACUACCUCCAAAGAAAGUCAUGAUUUGCAUGCCUUUAGGGGGGCCAGACCUCUCUCUCUCGUCCUAUUCCACGCAGAAGAGCUCCCAGCAGCCUUUGACCCAGCACCAUCACACUGUCCUGCCAUCCCAGUUAGCAGCUCACCAGCACCAGCUCCAGUACGGCAGCCACAGCCAGCACCUGUCUUCUGGGUCCAGCACGUUGCCCAUUCACCCUUCAGGGUGCCGGAUGAUAGAGGAACUGAACAAAACGCUAGCCAUGACCAUGCAAAGGCUAGAAAGCUCUGGUUUACACACAGGUGACAGUGUUACAAAAACCGGACCUGGGGGCCUUCCAGACAUGAGACAAGUGCCAACUGUUGUGAUCGAAUGCGAUGACAAUAAAGAAAAUGUGCCUCAUGAAACUGACUAUGAAGACUCUUCCUGCCUCUACACAAGACAGGAAGAGGAGGAAGAGGAAGAUGAAGAUGAGGAUAACUCAUUAUUUACAAGCUCCCUGGCAAUGAAAGUCUGCAGGAAGGACUCUUUAGCAAUCAAACUAAGCAACAGGCCUUCCAAGCGAGAGCUGGAGGAAAAGAACAUCCUCCCCAUGCAGACUGAUGAAGAGAGGCUCGAACUCAGACAGCAGAUUGGGACAAAGUUAACAAGACGACUGAGCCAGAGGCCGACUGCUGAAGAAUUGGAGCAGAGGAACAUUCUGAAACCCCGGAAUGAGCAAGAGGAGCAGGAGGAAAAACGAGAGAUAAAGCGAAGAUUAACACGUAAGCUGAGUCAAAGGCCCACGGUAGAAGAGCUACGUGAGAGGAAGAUCCUCAUCCGCUUCAGCGACUAUGUAGAAGUGGCAGAUGCGCAGGACUACGACAGGAGGGCGGACAAACCCUGGACACGACUCACAGCCGCCGACAAAGCAGCCAUUCGAAAAGAGCUUAAUGAAUUUAAAAGCACUGAAAUGGAAGUUCAUGAAUUAAGUAGGCAUCUAACAAGGUUUCAUAGACCGUAGCAGUUCAACUCUACCUGACUACUAUGCCAUCUUCAACACAUAACUAAAAGGAACCUUAAGUGCUGGUAUUAUUCACUUCCCUGUUACGUACAAUGUAAAUCUUCUGAACUGCCUUUUUAAAAAAAAAAAAAAGAAAAAGAGUAGAAAAAUAAAUAUAAAAAAAGGAAAAUUGUAUUUACAUGUGAUGGGUACUGCAGCAUCAUCAGACCUGCUGGUUCAAGCUUCAAUAACAGAAAAUACCCCUGGUGGGAAUCAUGCCGAGACUUGGCAUCUAUGUAUAAGACUUUCCUGGCAUGUGGAUUUGCCAUACAUGUUCAAGCCCAGCUGGUGGUGCAUCCAUUUCGUCUUCGGGCACCCCCCCUCAUCCUGACAAGCCCCUGUCAUCAACUCCAGAGAGCCCUGAGAUGGUGUUCAGGGAAUCACUGGCCUGGGUGAAGGCUCCAAAAGACCAGCACCUAUGGCACUAAAGCACUUAUACCAAACACUCCUUUCAGGCUGCGAGCACCUUAUGAGGAUGGUGAAGGAUCAAAACUCCUCUUCGGGCCAACCCAUCUGUGAAUAUCAUCUGACUAGAAAGGAGAAGUUUAAGGCCAAUCGAUAGGCAUUGUUUGGCUCCCAAGCAGAAAAAGGCGUCGCCUAUAGAGAACCGGACUCCCUGUUGAAGGCUGGUUGACUUCUAGCAACUGUUUAUUUUUCACCUCUUUCAAGUAUAAUUUUCUAAACCCAGUUGUGAACCCAUCAGCAGUAAGCAACAAGAACGUUGAGGACAAGCAAGCAAAACCCAUCUCUUCAUGGUCACUGCAUGGCAUUCGCGCAGCUUGUAGAUUGUUUUUUCACACCCAAGCAUCGUGACUGUGUGAGAGCCAACGUGCGCCCGGCAGCAAGAAAGGCUGGCAUUCCCACCCGCUGUGCAGAGGGACACAGGAGAGGAGGAACUGGGGGGGUCGAGGAGGGAUAUCCAUCCUCUCUGUAUCAGGUGUUUCAAGAACUGAUCCUAACCUCACCCUGAGAAAAGCAUGGCAGAUCGUGUUACCUGGCCUAACAAAAGGAGUGUGGUGCAUCGGACUUGUCACCGGUACCCUCAGCUGACGCAUGAGGACAGCAAUUCAGAGGUGUUCUGGUUUGGUUUUAAUUUAUUUUUCUUAUAGUGGUUUAACACACAGACUGACCAAGGAGAGCUCAGAGAGCUGGUCACUCUGGGCCUGCUUUACCUGCCAACUUAAGUGCGUGCUUAAUGCUAAGUAAGCACGCAAACAGCCUCACUGCAUUCAAGAAGAUGUCUGACAGGCUCGAUUGAAGCUGAACACAUGUAAGUGCUUUUCUGAACUUUGGCCAGCACCUCCCAGAAUCAAGUCCUUAACUAGUGUAACGCCAGCAAGCUGGGGCAAACAUCGUCCAGGAUUCCUUUCCAGCUCUUACAAGGAACUAUCAUGCCAUGUUUUGGGCCACUGGCCCAAAGCACUGUAGCAACAUCACUGUAAGAAGUUCCAGAUUAUCACUUCAGGACACCUUUUUUCUUCCAAAAUAGCUAUUUUGCUUUGACAGAUUGAGCAGAGAGGCCAAAGGUUUUUACUAAAAUGUUAUUUCUGUUAUUAAUUUUUUUUUCCUUUCUCGCUGUCUUCCAUGUAUCUAUCCACUCUUCUGUGCUCCCUCUCUACCUCCCCCGAUGCCAUGCUAACAUUGCCCUUUACCGAUUGCGGGACGAGAAGCCUCUCGCGCGUGAGCAUUUAAUGGCCAAUGCUGCGUCGUGCCAACACUCCUGCCUCUUCUCAGGCCUUGGUCUCACUCCUCUGGUCGCAGGAGUAAAGCAAAGGGACCUGCGUGUAGCCCAUGGAGUUGCGGUAGCAUCCAGCCUGCCCAAAUGACACGGGCAGCGAGGCUAACAACGCGCUCCAUUUCGCUUAGCAGCGGUACGCAAUACCUCACAGAUUUGCUCCCCAUCAGCGACAAGCGAAAAGCAUUUCAUUCUCAGCUGCGGCCAUCCUUGCAAGGCUGCGGGUUAUUGGCUAUUAAACAACAAUUGGCUCUUGUAGGAUGGAAGAUGCUACAAAGGAAAGUAAAAACCAGCUGGUUUCUGGUGCCUGGUUUUUGAGCCAGCAUGUCUCUGAUGCGAUACGCUGCCCAGACGAGGUGAUGAUUUCUGAGGAAACACACCUGGCAAUCCCUGCAUCGCCAGCUCACAGUUGCUUUAGAUACAAGUUCAUCCGUAGUGGAAGCCUUUAAUGUGCAAUGUUAUCAGCUCAGUGCAGUAAAGACAGAGCACUUACGUACUAGCCAGGAAUACACUGCUUUGGGGUUAUUUUCAUGAAAAGCCGGGGGCGUCAUGUUUUUAAAUUCAUUGACGUACACAUGCACUCCUAACAAGACCACCACAGCUUUAAAAAGGGAAAACAAAACUCUCGGCUUUUGGCUACGCGCAUACAGUGCAUUAAGAGAGGGCUCUGCAACGUGGCUGUUUCGAAGAGCAACAAGCCCUCACAUUUCCAGUAUGGAUCCCAUACCUGCCCUGCCGUCGUUAGCUCAGAGGUUCAGUGUGAAAGGGAAAGGAGGCCAUUUAAGGACCAGUGGUGACAGAAACCGCAGGAGUCAAGAAAGCUGGUGGGAGGAGAGAUUUAAUUUUUUUUAAUUUCAUGAUUAAAAUGAAGAGGAAAGAGGUGUAAGUGGCAGACUGCUGCUCUCAGUCUGUUGUCGGUGCCAGAGUCCCCAGGGGAAGGGGUAGUCAGGGGGCAACGUCACUCUGGGUACUGCCACCGUCCCUCCUGGCCAUGGAGCCCCAGCAGUGCCCACAUCUGCCAGUCUGGUGGCCUAAAUAAACCCUCGGGCAGAGGUUGAGGCAAGUCCUGGGUGACGGCCAGACGUUCCCCGGCACCCUGCCUUCGUCUGGGUGGGCCCCAGGCAGGUCCCGGCCGACCUCUUAGCAAGUUGUCGCUCUCUGCCUGCCUCAGGAUUCAGGCUGUCCCCAGGGCAGCUAUAUGUGGCAAUGCUUUACUCUUCUUUUCUUUUGUAAUGAUGUUAACUCCUGGCUGAGCAGACACCAGGACACAGUGGAAGAACUGCCAUAUUUCUCCCGAAUUGCAAGUAGAGCUUAUUACCGAAAAGAGAAAAGGAGGAGGAGAAAGAAGCCAUAUAAAGUGUUUGGCACUGUUAGUAAGCGUCGCAGAACUGGCACAUCAUCUGGUUUUACCUUCAGUGGAUCUGGAUAUUUUGCAAAGUUACCCUUUGGCGAGGCAUUCUUCAGCAACCUUUCAGUGCCUGAACACUGCAGCGCAUCCUCAGUUUGCACGCCCACCUCUGGCAUCCGUGGGAAGUUGCAAGCAGUACAGGAGAAAAGCUAGUCUUUU
Molecule: messenger RNA, 5732 nt
Organism: Chroicocephalus ridibundus (black-headed gull)
Lineage: Eukaryota; Metazoa; Chordata; Aves; Charadriiformes; Laridae
Gene: PHACTR1
Product: phosphatase and actin regulator 1
Exons: 16
Coding region: 349-2391 (680 amino acids)
Biological process (GO): cell motility; stress fiber assembly
Molecular function (GO): actin binding
Source: RefSeq, a predicted model, not a curated record